AUGGAGUUUGGGCCGGGACGUACCAUGGACAGGUUUCUUAGUUUUAUGGGGGCCCGUUUAACGUCCCUCAUAAGCCGGGUCUCCGAGCGUCAGUUCAAGAAAGGACCUAACGCUCUUGUGGGCAUGAUGAUAAACAGAAUAGAGUGGAAGAACCAUCAGUGUGCUAUCGUAGAUUGCACUGGUCAUCCGAGGUGCAAGAGGCUUGGGGAAAAUGCUGGUUUACGCAAGUUUCCUCCGUCAUUCGAGGAUGUAGUGGAGCUUUUAUUUGCCCCUUACUGUCGCAUCUGCCGCGACUCCUUUGCAGUAUCUCUUUCUCAGAAUGCGGUCUUCUCUCGCGGAUGCGGAAAGUUGGUGGCACAGCUUCGGAAUGCGAGCCCUUCAGCUCGACUCCUCGCCGCAUACUACGUCUGCGCCCUAGCGUCGUUUCACCCUUCUAUCCGCCAGAUUUUUGUCAAUCUCCGCGCUCCGGAAGUGCUCCGUAAUCUGGUCAAUGAAUCUGAGAUUUUAUCGAGUGCGCUACCAGCGGAAUCCUCACGCCGCGCUCUGGCUAGCGUCUCUGAAAGUGCACUUCUUCCGGCUAUCAAAGACUUCGAUGCACUUGAGCACAAACUGAGUGAAUACUAUCGCCAGAAGUUGACUGAUAAAGAAAUGAUUGUCCUACUGCCGUACACGGUUACCUCAUUGUCGCGUCUUACUCGAGGGCUCAUGGAACCGCAGCUGCAAGUACUCGCUGCUUCUAGACUUUCGUCUUCUAUAGUCUGGCAGGAAUUAGCUUUCACUUCUAUUAUUCCGGGCUUGAGGGCCGCAGUCAACAGCGGCAUCGUACAGUAUCUUUGGCACCUGAUUGCAUCGACCUCUGACCCAAUCGUCUUUGGAGUUGUUGGAUGCAUGAUACAAAGUCUCUAUGAAUUCGCGUCCCUAUCUUGCGCGAACCAAUGGAACAUCCUGGAGCAACGUUAUGUUCCCUCCUUCUCGUGGGCUUGGCACACACUUUGGAUCCCUCUCUUUCGUUUGAGAUUAUAUUACCCGCUCCUACUACGCAGGAUUGCCGUUAGAUGGCCUCUUGUCGCCCUAAUUAUAAGUGUCCAGGCUCGUUCCAGUAUCAGGGCCCUCAGACAAUUGGUGACACAGGCUCUCGCAAUGGCCCCUCGUAAUGCUCGAUACACGACGGAGGAUCCCGUGCUGCAUCUGAUGCUCACCGUGACGGAUCCACUAUACGAAAUAGCAGGACUCCUUCAAGAGGAACGUUUAGUAGCCAUGGAAUAUGAUGGCUACGACAUUCCGCGCCACAUCCCUUAUCAACGUUUAUGCUUCGGAUGCCCUCGGUCGUCGUGUCCUAAAGCUAACCUCUGCGCCAGUAACCAGACUAUGGACGAGCUGCGAGCACUACUGGAGCCAUACAAAGCGUCGGUACAGCCGUUCCAGAGAAGACGAGCAGACAUUCUCAUCGAGGCCUUGGAUGUAGUGGAGAAAGCAUCGGAGAGCAAUUUGCAUUGCACUGGAAUCACUGCAUGCCUGGUGCAUUCCGAGGACUCUGACGCAUUCAGUGUGUUCUCAGAUCACUACAAAGGUCCUUGGCCCCCUGAACGAAGUCAUGACCCUGAUCGUCCAUUUGCAACGCUAAUUGUGGAGGAGACGUAUCGCGACCUCCGAUGGAUAUCAAUUCCUGACCUACGAUUAGACGGCAUUAUGUAUCGACCCAUUCCUGCCCCAAUGGGCGAGGGAAAUCAAUAUAUCGCACGCACACGCAAUAUGCCCUUGGAUGAAGGGAAGUACAUCCUCGUUGAUGCGCACACCGUACAGUCCAGUGGAGCGCCAGAGUUGGCAACACCAACGGGAUAUUUUGGAUGA
Molecule: messenger RNA, 1851 nt
Organism: Gloeophyllum trabeum ATCC 11539
Lineage: Eukaryota; Fungi; Basidiomycota; Agaricomycetes; Gloeophyllales; Gloeophyllaceae
Exons: 9
Coding region: 1-1851 (616 amino acids)
Source: RefSeq, a predicted model, not a curated record